Messenger RNA from Soboliphyme baturini, 1260 nucleotides. The record is from the annotation of a GenBank genome assembly. NCBI's taxonomy places the organism in Eukaryota, Metazoa, Nematoda, Enoplea, Dioctophymatida, Soboliphymatidae.
AUGGGAUCAAUUCCGGAGUUAAACCUGAAAAGAAAGCUGAAGAAGCUUAAAAAGGCGAAACGGAUUUCUGCGGAAAAAUUAGCUGGCGAACCUGUCGUUAGUAAAGAUGACCUGGAACGCGACAAGCCUUUCUUACAGAACCAGAUCGCCAGUGAAAGUGCUGAACUAAAGGACUCAAACGACGCCAAAAUGAUGCUGGAAAUUAGCACACCUUCAAGCUCUCGUUCUAAGGAAAAGAGUGAUAAACGGAGUGAAACAGAGAAGAACCGAGGGGAAGAAAAUACUCCAACAGAAACACAGAAGAAUUCAGACUUCGUUUGCGAAAAGACUCUUCGCGCCGUCAGCGACAUGGGCUUUACAAAAAUGACCGAAAUUCAAGCGCGGUCGCUUCCUGACUUGUUAAACGGGAGAGAUCUUCUUGGAGCCGCAAAAACUGGUAGCGGUAAAACGUUGGCAUUCUUAAUUCCUGCCGUGGAACUACUGUAUAAGCUCAAGUUUGCCCCACACAAUGGAACCGGCUGUAUAAUUAUCAGCCCUACGAGGGAACUUAGCAUGCAGACAUUCGGUGUGGUCACCGAAUUGUUGAAGUAUCACAGUUUAACGCAUGGCCUUGUGAUGGGAGGAGCGAACAGACAAGCGGAGGCGCAGAAACUUUCCAAAGGAAUUAAUAUCCUAAACACGCAUGACUUCCUGUACAAAAAUUUGCAUUGUCUGAUCAUCGAUGAGGCGGAUCGUAUAAUGGAUAUUGGUUUUGAAUUGGAAAUGCAGCAAAUCAUUAGACUCUUGCCAAGGCACCGGCAGACGAUGUUGUUUUCGGCCACCCAGGAUCAAAAGGUAAACGAUCUUGUAAAAAUGGCAUUACAAAAAGAGCCGCUUUACAUCGGAGUUGGGGACACGAGCGAAACAGCCACUGUAGAAGGUCUUCGUCAGGGUUACGUGGUAUGUCCAUCAGAAAAACGGUUUAUGAUGCUGUACACGUUUUUGAAGAGGAAUCGUAAGAAGAAGAUGAUGGUGUUUUUCUCGUCUUGUAGUUCAGUCAAGUUCCAUCACGAACUUUUUAAUUACAUCGACCUUCCAGUCAUCUGCAUUCAUGGAAAACAGAAACAGCAAAAGCGCACGACUACCUUCUUUAGCUUCUUCGAGGCGAAAGAAGGAAUUUUGUUGUGUACUGACGUCGCUGCCCGUGGUCUCGAUAUACCUGCCGUUGAUUGGAUUGUUCAGUAUGAUCCUCCGGAUGACCCGAAAGUACGUUUUCACUAG